AUGACUUUCCGAAACCAAGAGUGGAUCAAUGCCUCCGAACUCCCUCCUUUCGUCCGUGAUGAGCUGUUAGGACCCGCGACGUCUGUGACCGAGCGUUACUACCGCACCGCGAAGGGCGGAUUUCUGGACCCAGCAAAGGUGACAUUGGAAAAGCCAUUUGUCGUCGCUAUUGCGGGAUCUGGAAAGGGGAUCGGGGCCGACAUUGCCCUCUCGUAUGCGAGUGCGGGUGCGACGGGAAUCUUACUCAGUUCACGCACUGAGAAGGACUUGCGCAAGGUGGCAGAGGAUAUCAACUCAAUCAAUCCCAGUUGCCAAGUUGAAUAUGAGGUGUGCGACGUGUCCCGCAAAGAAGAUGUCCAGCGGCUUGCCUCCCACUGCAAGAAAUCAUUCGGUCGACUCGAUGUUGCUGUUAUCAAUGCCGCAAUACUGUCUAAAUUUGUCAAUGACCCAGACGGAACCACACGACUCCCUCACGGAAUUCUAGAAGACACGCCGGAAGACCAUUUCAAUGUAUGGCAAACCAACUACAACGGAGCCUAUCUCACGGCUAAAACCCUACUUCCUCUGAUUCAAGAGACUACUGGUGGUGUAAAGGCCAUUGUCUUUGUUUCCUCGUUAGGGUCGUUGUAUCACAACACAGCAAUAUGUUCAGCAGCCUAUAACAUAAGCAAAUUCGCACUGAACCGUCUGGCGGAAUACGUCCACGAAGACUAUAAAGCCGAUGGUGUGGUAUCCUUUGCGCUUCACCCGGGUUGUAUUCAGGUCAACAAGGACUAUGAGAAAGAGUGGGAAGAUGUUCUCAUCGACGAUAUCAGUCUUCCAGGUGGAUUUUGUGUUUGGCUCACAAAAGCGAAACGUGACUGGCUCUCCGGACGAUUCAUCUCCUCCAACUGGGACGUCAACGAACUAGAGAGUCGAAAGGAUGGAAUUGUUGCAAAAGACUUAUUUAAAUUCACACUUACACUUUGA
Penicillium griseofulvum is the source of this 969-nucleotide messenger RNA. Its product is annotated as SDR family NAD(P)-dependent oxidoreductase. The transcript is spliced from 2 exons. The record is from RefSeq and is a predicted model, not a curated record. Lineage: Eukaryota; Fungi; Ascomycota; Eurotiomycetes; Eurotiales; Aspergillaceae. The coding region runs from base 1 to 969 and encodes 322 amino acids. Gene Ontology annotation, molecular function: oxidoreductase activity, acting on NAD(P)H, oxygen as acceptor. Gene Ontology annotation, cellular component: intracellular anatomical structure.